AUGGGCUGUCUCCAAUCCACGGAAGAUGCGGGUAAAGCCAGAAACGAUAGCAUUGAUCAGCAACUCAAGAAAGACCGGGCUAACCUUAGGAAUGAAGUCAAGAUGCUUCUCCUCGGUGCUGGUGAAUCUGGAAAAUCAACCAUUCUUAAGCAAAUGAAGCUGAUCCACCAAGGCUCUUAUAGCCCGGAAGAGCGUGACGCUUAUAAAGAAAUUAUCUUCUCAAACACAGUUCAAUCUAUGAGGGUUAUCAUCGAGGCGAUGGAUAUGAUGGGUAUCGAAUUAAGAAAUCCUUCAAUGAACAACCAAUCUGCUCAAGUCAUACUCAGCUUACCUGCUCAAAUUGAUAUCGAAAUGAUGACUCCUCAAGUUUUCGAAGCUAUCGGCUCUCUUUGGUCUGAUCCCGGUGUUCAACAUACUUUUACAAAGUCUAGAGAAUAUCAGCUCAACGACAGUGCUCAAUACUACUUCGAUAGUAUCGAUAGAAUGGCUAGCGGUGAUUACCUUCCAACUGACCAGGAUGUUUUACGUUCGAGAGUUAAGACAACGGGUAUAACUGAGACAACGUUUAAAAUUGGUGAACUCACUUACAAGCUCUUUGAUGUCGGUGGUCAACGCUCUGAGCGUAAAAAGUGGAUUCAUUGUUUUGAGAAUGUCACUGCUAUAGUUUUCUUAGUCGCAAUAAGUGAAUACGAUCAAAAGCUUUACGAGGAUGAAUCAGUUAAUAGAAUGCAAGAAGCUUUAACGUUAUUUGAUUCAAUUUGCAAUUCUAGGUGGUUUGUUAGAACUUCGAUUAUUCUCUUCUUAAACAAGAUCGACAUCUUCAAAGAAAAGCUAGAAGUGUCUCCAGUAAAGGAUUACUUUAGUGAUUACAAGGGUCAAAAUGACUAUGAUAGUGCUUGCGAAUACAUAUUAAAUAGAUUCGUCGAGCUAAACCAAUCAGAAGUCAAACAAAUCUAUGCUCACUUUACAUGCGCUACAGACACCAAUCAAAUCAAAUUCGUCUUGUCAGCCAUCAAUGAUAUCGUUAUACAGACUAAUCUCCGUGAUUGCGGUCUCCUCUAA
Molecule: messenger RNA, 1062 nt
Organism: Wallemia ichthyophaga EXF-994
Lineage: Eukaryota; Fungi; Basidiomycota; Wallemiomycetes; Wallemiales; Wallemiaceae
Product: Guanine nucleotide-binding protein alpha-1 subunit
Exons: 4
Coding region: 1-1062 (353 amino acids)
Biological process (GO): G protein-coupled receptor signaling pathway
Cellular component (GO): heterotrimeric G-protein complex
Molecular function (GO): GTPase activity; G protein-coupled receptor binding; G-protein beta/gamma-subunit complex binding
Source: RefSeq, a predicted model, not a curated record